This is a messenger RNA of Physcomitrium patens, 3303 nucleotides long. NCBI's taxonomy places the organism in Eukaryota, Viridiplantae, Streptophyta, Bryopsida, Funariales, Funariaceae. The record is from RefSeq and is a predicted model, not a curated record.
GGUGGAUGGUGGGGUAUUUCAAGCACUGUUCUCGCGGUUGGGUUUGUUGCGUGAUGAGCCAUGUUUCGUGACAAGAUCAGCAUGAUCUUGUGUUGACGCUGGAGCCGAAUUUCCUUGCUGAUCAUGUGAUUUGGUGGCUCUCUGCUUCUCUGGGUUCUUCUUUCAUCGCUCGAGCGCAAGUGAAGGCAAUUCGUCUUGUUUGUGCAGGUUUUGGAAUCUUAUCCAGAUUUUCCAGCUACGGGUAAUCGCUUGGGGUAUUCGGCGAUGUCAUGGGUAAUUUAGACCGGUCGUUGCAUGUAUUCUUGCUGUUGCUGCUGCUGCUGAGCGUGGCGUCAAUUGUACCGAUCGCGAGUGCAAGGAAGCCGAUUAAUGUCACCUACGAUCAGCGAGCACUCAUAAUCAAUGGCCAGCGCCGGAUGCUCAUCUCCGCGGGCAUACACUACCCGCGUGCUACGCCUGAGAUGUGGCCAAGCCUGGUACAGAAGUCGAAGGAGGGAGGUGCAGACGUAGUGCAAUCUUAUGUUUUCUGGAAUGGCCAUGAGCCUAAGCAAGGGCAGUAUAACUUCGAGGGCAGAUAUGAUUUGGUUAAGUUUAUAAAGGUGGUGCAACAAGCUGGAUUGUACUUUCAUCUCCGCAUUGGCCCCUACGUAUGUGCAGAAUGGAACUUUGGGGGAUUUCCUUACUGGCUGAAAGAUAUCCCCGGAAUUGUAUUUCGUACCGACAACGAACCCUUCAAAGUUGCGAUGGAAGGGUUCGUGUCAAAGAUUGUGAACUUAAUGAAGGAAAAUCAGCUGUUUGCAUGGCAAGGAGGACCCAUUAUCAUGGCCCAGAUCGAGAAUGAGUAUGGGAAUAUAGAAUGGGCGUUUGGCGAUGGGGGGAAACGAUAUGCCAUGUGGGCAGCUGAAUUGGCCCUCGGCCUUGAUGCAGGAGUACCCUGGGUGAUGUGCCAGCAAGAUGAUGCUCCUGGAAAUAUCAUCAACACAUGUAAUGGAUAUUACUGUGACGGGUUUAAGGCAAACACUGCCACCAAGCCAGCUUUUUGGACGGAGGAUUGGAACGGCUGGUUUCAAUACUGGGGACAGUCGGUUCCACAUAGACCGGUGGAAGACAAUGCGUUUGCCAUUGCACGUUUUUUCCAGCGUGGAGGAAGCUUUCAGAACUAUUACAUGUACUUUGGUGGUACCAACUUUGCUCGAACUGCUGGUGGACCAUUCAUGACAACGUCUUACGAUUAUGAUGCACCUCUUGAUGAAUAUGGGCUCAUAAGGCAACCAAAAUGGGGGCAUCUGAGAGAUCUUCACGCUGCCAUCAAGCUGUGCGAGCCCGCACUAACUGCCGUUGACGAAGUGCCACUCUCCACUUGGCUUGGUCCGAAUGUAGAGGCGCACGUAUAUUCAGGACGUGGACAAUGCGCCGCUUUUCUUGCAAAUAUUGACAGUUGGAAAAUCGCCACUGUACAGUUUAAAGGGAAAGCGUAUGUGCUGCCACCUUGGUCUGUCAGCAUAUUACCUGAUUGCAAGAAUGUCGUAUUUAACACGGCUCAGGUAGGCGCUCAGACCACUUUGACAAGGAUGACAAUCGUGCGCUCAAAAUUAGAAGGGGAGGUUGUCAUGCCUUCUAAUAUGUUGCGUAAGCAUGCUCCUGAGAGCAUAGUGGGAUCAGGCCUGAAAUGGGAGGCAUCAGUGGAGCCAGUUGGCAUUAGGGGAGCCGCAACACUCGUUUCAAACCGUUUGCUCGAACAACUUAAUAUUACAAAGGAUUCCACGGAUUACCUUUGGUACUCAAUCAGCAUCAAGGUCUCUGUGGAGGCUGUUACAGCUCUCUCCAAAACUAAAUCGCAAGCAAUACUGGUACUCGGCUCUAUGCGUGAUGCAGUACAUAUCUUCGUCAACAGACAACUUGUAGGCAGUGCAAUGGGAUCGGAUGUUCAAGUUGUCCAGCCUGUUCCUUUGAAAGAAGGGAAGAAUGACAUCGACUUGCUCAGUAUGACUGUAGGAUUGCAGAACUACGGUGCGUAUCUAGAGACUUGGGGCGCAGGGAUUCGAGGAUCCGCGUUAUUAAGAGGACUGCCAUCUGGGGUUCUUGAUUUAUCGACAGAAAGAUGGUCAUAUCAGGUUGGUAUUCAAGGGGAGGAGAAAAGACUAUUUGAAACUGGCACUGCAGACGGUAUUCAGUGGGAUUCAUCAUCUUCGUUCCCGAAUGCUUCUGCCCUUACUUGGUACAAGACCACAUUUGACGCACCUAAAGGUACAGAUCCUGUUGCUCUGGACCUUGGGAGCAUGGGAAAAGGUCAAGCUUGGGUAAAUGGUCAUCAUAUGGGCCGCUAUUGGCCAUCUGUGCUUGCUUCACAAUCAGGGUGUUCAACAUGUGACUAUCGGGGAGCCUACGACGCGGAUAAAUGUCGCACAAAUUGUGGAAAACCCUCGCAACGAUGGUACCACAUUCCUCGAGCGUGGCUUCAACUUUCCAAUAACUUGUUGGUUCUUUUUGAGGAGAUUGGAGGUGACGUUUCGAAAGUUUCAUUGGUCACACGAUCUGCUCCUGCGGUAUGUACUCAUGUACACGAAUCGCAACCUCCACCUGUGCUUUUCUGGCCUGCUAAUUCUUCUAUGGAUGCUAUGAGCAGUCGUUCCGGAGAGGCGGUGCUUGAAUGUAUAGCCGGCCAACAUAUACGCCACAUAAAAUUUGCCAGCUUUGGAAACCCGAAAGGCUCUUGUGGCAACUUCCAACGUGGGACUUGCCAUGCAAUGAAGAGUUUGGAAGUAGCGCGGAAGGCUUGCAUGGGGAUGCACCGAUGUAGCAUACCAGUCCAAUGGCAAACAUUUGGAGAGUUUGAUCCCUGUCCAGAUGUAUCCAAAAGCCUAGCUGUGCAAGUGUUUUGUUCUUCCAAAGGAAGCCAGCAAGCCACAGACGAGCCCGUGCCUCCAGCUUAUUACUUCAACUAUCAGUGGCAGCAGCCCAUCGGUAUGAAUGACCAUCUAUACCAGAGGAAAGUACCCCUCAUCACACCAGUCAAUGUGAACAAGUAUAGCAGUGUUGCAUAGUGUUGAGAUCAUUAAAUGUAGCCUAAGCUCUCCAUAAUAUUUACUGUAGACUAUAGUAAUUAUUGUAGCUACAGUAUUUAGAGUCUAGUGGAGAAGUACUGUUCAUCUUCUUAUCUUCUCUCUUCUUGUGUACGAGACACAACCAGAUCAAUAGAUUUUUGUGUGUGUGAAGCUCUCUCUCCUUAGAAACCUUUGUGUGUGUAUGACUUACUACUACUCUUGUGUCUUUCUAAACAUUCUCAACAAGUUAUCAGCAGGA